AAAGCUCGUUUUCAUUUAGUAAUAAGCAGCCAUCAUGUACCAAUUGUCUGAAGUGGAGUCCAACUAUCGCAGACUCUUUAAAGACUUUCUGCGCAAUAGCUACAUAAGUGGAUUAAAACCUCUGCUGUUGCACAGCCCCGUACAAUACGCCAAGGCACUUUGGCUGGCAUUUCUGGCUGUGAUCGUUGUCUGGACACACAUUGUUGUCGUUAAUCUGACACUCGAGUACAUCGAUCAGCCCACUGAGAUUCACAUGGCCCCCAAUCUGGUGCACGUAUCCAACAGUCCCUUUCCCGCUGUGAGUGUUUGCCGGUCGAACAUGAUUAACAGGGGCCUAAUGAAUAACUACGCCUUUAAAAUCUAUCAGCACCAGACUCAAUACGAAGGAACAUUUGCCAAUGACAGUCGAUACCCCCCCUUAGAUUUGGAGAGGUUGACGGAUCGCCUGAUGCUUCUGACCAACUUUUUUUUGAAUACCGACGGGAAACAUUUGGAUAUCGAUGAACUGGGUCAACUACACAAUCUACUCACUAGCUACUACAAUGGCAGUGUAUACUCGGUGCAUGAUAUACUACGUGAGUUGACGCCCGACUGCGGGGACUUAGUGGUGCGAGGGAUCAUCUAUGGUAUGCCUGUCAACACAAGCCAAUUGUUUCUGAAGCGGGCAACAUCUUCUGGCACGUGCUGCAUAUUUAACUAUAGGCGGCCCAGUUAUUCACAAUCUCCUGGGCAGCGUGAGUUGGAUGAUGCAGAAAUGGCGGCAUUGCCACAGGUGGUUUUUGAAUCGAAUUCUAUUUUGAACGGCAUACAAUUUGUGCUGCAGGACACUCACCAGGACGAUUACACAUUGAGCUUUUUGACCAACACGGCAUUUCGGCUGCAGAUCUUUCCGCAAGAAGAUUAUGCCACUGUGCAGUCCAAUAAACAUGGUGAAAUACUCGUCGAUCACAAUACCAUUGUGGAGGUGCCCAUACAGCCGAAGUUCUUUGACUCCAGCGCUGCGGUGCGAGGUGUGACGCCAAAAGUACGUCGCUGUUACUUUCCAGAGGAGGGCAGAAAACUAUUGAACCAAUCCUACUACUCGCUGGAUGAGUGCAUUUUACUCUGUCGCAUUAAUAGCAUGUUACAGCACUGUGGCUGUGCGUCCUCCCCCAUGGCCGGCACCGCUUUAAAUGUUAGCUACUGCACGCUGCUUGAUUUGCCAUGCCUGAUGAAAUGGCGCGGUAUUUGGAAUGGCUUCAAUGAGUAUCCGUAUGUGGAACAGUACGAGGAAGGGGCUGAGGAUGCCAGCAGCAUGUCGCAAUGUCCACUUUGUCUGCCCAACUGCGAUGGCGUUAACUUUGAGAUUACCAGCAAUGUAGCUCCGCUUAGAAAAGCCUUUAACGCAACGGGCUACGCCCACGGCCUACUCAAGAGCUUGAACAACGAUCGUCCUUUAUCCAUAAUCAAAUUAUUCUUCAAGUUGCGUUUCGCGCAGUCAACACAAAUGGCUAUGGUUGGCGAUUGGGUUGUGCUGCUUAAUCGCUUUGGUGGUAUUUUAUCAUUGAUGUAUGGCUUCAGCAUAAUCAGCUAUAUAGAAAUAUUUUACUAUCUAACUGGCAAAUGGUUUGUCCUUUACUACAGAGAAUGUCAUAAACAAAAAAACGAUAGCAACAAAACUGAAUUAGACAGUAGCUCGCUACACUGGAACGAAUAAUAAGAGCAUAUAUUA
Messenger RNA from Drosophila hydei, 1711 nucleotides. RefSeq names its product sodium channel protein Nach (gene ppk18). Gene Ontology annotation, cellular component: membrane. Gene Ontology annotation, molecular function: ligand-gated sodium channel activity. The record is from RefSeq and is a predicted model, not a curated record. The transcript has 8 exons. NCBI's taxonomy places the organism in Eukaryota, Metazoa, Arthropoda, Insecta, Diptera, Drosophilidae. The coding region runs from base 35 to 1696 and encodes 553 amino acids. Gene Ontology annotation, biological process: sodium ion transmembrane transport.